CCAAACACUGACAGUCUAUCCCAAUGUACCCCUAGCAUUACUUACUCUGUGCAUUUGUGCUCCUGAUAUCUUCUUCUUCUCCAACUAAACUUUCUAAACAUCGGAAGGAAACUGCUAUGGCUGUUCUACCCUUCUUAUCUUCUCCAAAGAUCCUCCCUUUUCCUCAGUCCAGGCAAAUUCAACUUUCUCAUGCCCCAAAUUCUCCCAAAUUCACUUUUUCUGCUGCGUCGCACCCUAUACACGGUAUUCCCUAUGGCCGAGGAGCCAUGGCUAGGGUUUUGGAGGUCGCUGGGAUUGAUUUAGCCUCCGUUUCCGGAUCCGCUUCGGCUGAACCUCCCAAUGCUCUUUCUCUGCCCACCUGGGCUGUUCAUGUCUCCAGUGUUAUUGAAUGGGCUACUGCAAUGGCUUUGGUUUGGCAAUAUGGGGAGAGGUCGGGAUUUGAAUCCUGGAAGGGGCUAUCGUGGGGCAUGGUGCCAUUGCUCGGUGGAGCACUUUGUGCAUGCACAUGGCAUUUCUUCUAUAACUCGGAAUCUCUUGAGGUUUUAGUGGCUCUUCAAGCGGCUUUGACUCUGAUUGGUAAUGCCACAAUGUGCAUUGCUGCGUUCCGGAUAUACAGAUCGUCUGAACAGAGUUCCAAAUAAGAAUUGCUUCUUUAUUUAUUCAUUCUUCUUGUCAGGUCCUAUUAGAAUUCAUAGUUUAUAUUUAUGAAAUGAGAAUGUCGUUAACUCAUGUAUUCUCAAAAUAAUUUGGCAUUUUAUGAGUUUGUAGAUAAUCAAAGGUAUCCACAUUU
Molecule: messenger RNA, 790 nt
Organism: Cuscuta campestris
Lineage: Eukaryota; Viridiplantae; Streptophyta; Magnoliopsida; Solanales; Convolvulaceae
Source: the annotation of a GenBank genome assembly